Messenger RNA from Fraxinus pennsylvanica, 3561 nucleotides. NCBI's taxonomy places the organism in Eukaryota, Viridiplantae, Streptophyta, Magnoliopsida, Lamiales, Oleaceae. The record is from the annotation of a GenBank genome assembly.
AUGGAAGAUUCGAGUUCAGUAGAUGUUAUAUUAGAAUUUCUGAAAAAGAAUAAAUUUAUCAAAGCAGAGGCUGCUUUGCGAAGUGAGCUAUGUAAUAGGACUGAUUUAACUGGGAUUUUUCAAAAGCUUAUGCUAGAAGAUAAGGCGCUGGCUAGUAAAUUGGGUGAAGAAGUAAAUGGGGGAAAAGUAGUUGAAGAAGAUCGAAAAAUAACAAAUUCUUGGAGUAGUGGGGCAGGUAUUAAGGAGACAACAAGUUCUCGAAGUAGCAAGGAGGUUUCGAAGGAGCUAGUUGUGAAAGAGAUAAAAUGCGGAAUAGGGAGAAAUGGGCCUGAUAGCAAGUGGAAAAGUUGUGGUAGUAUGGAGGAGCAGAGGAAGGUUAAUGAGUUAGUUGGGUUGAGUGGUAAGCACCUUAUUUUUUCUGAGACUUCAGAUGAUACCGUGCUAGAUUUGUGUUCAUUGAAAUACAGUCCAAGCAAUGGUCCUGUUCCUUGCCAGAAUGAUGGAGGAAGCAUUGCAGGAAACAACUUUUCAGUUCAGGUUUCCGAGAAGUCAAGGUUGAAUACAACCAAGGCUCUUGAUAGUGGCGUGGGUGAUUCAAAAUCGGGGGAAGAUCAUAGUUUCUCAGAUGAAAAGAGAACAUCUUGGCCUGCGAGUAGCAGUAAAGCCAAUGUGCAAACAAAACAUGAGAGGAGUGAAAAGAAUGAGCUUAAGGAAGUUGAUCGAGAAAGAAAUACAGGCAAUGCUGGCUCCACAGAUGACCCUGUAGAUCAUCCAUGGUCCAGAAAUGAUGAUUUUGUCCAUCCAACAUCAGAGAUGUGGAAAGAUUGUCCUGUUAAAACCGUUUUUCCCUUCUACAAUGAGGAUGCUUCAACCAGUUAUGAUAAUUCUAUUGGGAUUGGUGAUAAAAAGGAGGUAAAAAUGAAAACGGAUCUUAAAGACGUCAGGGCAGCAAUCAAAGAGCAAGUGGAUGAGGUGGGAAGGUCUCUAUACUUUGGGAAGACUCAAGGAGGCAAGUCAAAAGAUUUCAGUGCAUUAGGUUUUCAACUUGCAUCUGAGAAUAAAAAGGAAGAGUUACCGAGGUUGCCACCAGUGAGACUCAAAUCAGAAGACAAAUCCAUCAAUAUUCACUGGGAGGAGAAGUUUGAACGGGAUUGGCCUGGUCCAAAGAUCUUGAAAACUGACAACGCUUAUCUGAUAGGUUCAUUUCUGGAUGUACCUAUUGGACAAGAAAUCAAUCCUUUAGUAAUGAAAAGGCCUGCAGGAGGUAGUUGGCUCUCAGUGAGUCAGGGCAUAACCGAGGAUAAUUCUGAUCUUGUUUCUGGUUUUGCAACCAUUGGUGAUGGAUUGAGUGAAUCUGCUGACUACCAGAAUGAGUACUGGGACUCAGAUGAAUAUGAAGAUGACGAUGAUGUUGGCUACAUGAGACAACCUAUUGAAGAUGAGACCUGGUUUUUGGCACAUGAAAUUGACUACCCAAGCGACAAUGAAAAAGGUACAGGGAAUGGGAGUGUUCCAGACCGUCAAAAAAGAGAACAAAACAAAGACGAUGAAGAUGAUCAGUCUUUUUUAGAAGAGGAUUCCUACCUUUCUGGAGAAAGGUAUUUCCAAUCAAAAAAAGUCAAUCCAGUUUUACCUUCAGAUGAUCCUAUUGGGCUGUCAGUGACUGAAAUGUAUAGGAGAAAUGAUGGGAAUUAUAAUGGACAGUUGAUGGAUGAGGAGGAACUGAAUUUGAUGCGGUCGGAGCCUGUCUGGCAGGGCUUUGUAACUCAGGCAAAUGAACUUAUAAUGUUAGGGGAUGGAAAAGUUCUGAAUGAAUUUGGAAGGCCCCAUUUGGAUGAUAGUUGCAUGGAUGAUGAUCAACACGGUUCAGUUAGAUCCAUUGGUGUGGGGAUUAAUAGCGACGCUGCUGAUAUUGGUAGUGAAGUUCGGGAAAGUCUCGUUGGAGGUAGUAGUGAGGGGGACUUAGAGUACUUUCAUGAUCGUGAUGUAGGUUAUGGUGGAUCUAGACACUCACAGUAUGACUUAGAUAAAAAAUAUAGUGAACAAUCAAAGGAAGAAAAAAAUAGAUCAAGCAAACAUAAUUCUGGUAAGUAUAUAAUGAAUAAUGAUAUUGGUACAUGUAAACAGGCAAAGAAUCAAAUGGAUGUGGGGUUCUCAUUUCCUCCUCCUAGAGCCAGGCAGUUGGCGCAGAGGUCAAACAAGGGCAAUGCUGUUGUCAGUGACGAAGCUGAUGACUGUAUGGUGGACAAUGAUGACAUGCUGGCUUCACAGAGGCAUAAAAGCAGUUAUUCUUCCCCAGUCAAGAGUUCAAGGGAUGAAGACAAUGCUAACACUGGCGGAUCAGCAAAUUCUAGCCCCACAUCUCUUUCAAAUUAUGGCUACAUUGAAAGGGAGCAUUUAAAGGAAGAAGAGGAUGUGAUCACAGCAAGUGUGAGAGAAGAUCUUGGCGCUUCAUUGGAGGAUGAGGAAGCUACUGCUGUGCAAGAGCAAGUAAAGCAGAUAAAGGCACAAGAGGAGGAAUUUGAAACCUUCGAUCUUAAGAUUGUCCAUAGGAAAAACAGAACUGGUUUUGAGGAGGACAAAAAUUUCCAUGUUGUUUUAAAUUCAGUCAUCGCUGGCCGCUAUCACGUGACUGAGUAUCUUGGAUCUGCUGCAUUUAGCAAAGCCAUUCAGGCGCAUGAUCUUCAGACUGGAAUGGAUGUUUGUGUGAAGAUCAUAAAGAAUAACAAGGAUUUUUUUGAUCAGAGCCUUGAUGAAAUAAAGCUUCUCAAGUAUAUCAACAAGCAUGACCCUGCUGACAAAUAUCAUAUUCUCCGGUUGUAUGAUUAUUUCUAUUACCGCGAGCACUUGUUGAUUGUAUGUGAAUUACUUAAAGCAAAUCUGUAUGAAUUUCAUAAAUUUAAUAGAGAGUCUGGAGGGGAGGUCUACUUUACGAUGCCAAGAUUGCAGUCAAUUACUAUUCAGUGUUUGGAAGCGCUUCAAUUCUUACACAGUCUUGGCCUCUUACAUUGUGAUUUGAAGCCCGAGAAUAUCUUGGUUAAAAGUUACAGUAGAUGUGAGGUGAAGGUCAUUGAUCUGGGAAGUAGUUGCUUUGAAACAGAUCAUCUUUGUUCUUAUGUUCAAUCCAGGUCCUAUCGUGCACCAGAGGUUAUUUUGGGACUUCCAUAUGAUAAAAAAAUUGAUAUCUGGUCACUUGGUUGCAUCUUGGCAGAACUUUGCACUGGCAACGUCCUCUUCCAAAAUGAUUCUACUGCCACUUUACUUGCUCGAGUGAUUGGAAUCGUAGGCCCUGUCGACCAAGAAAUGCUUGCAAAAGGACGAGAGACGUACAAAUAUUUCACCAAAAAUCACAUGCUGUAUGAGAGGAACCAGGACACUAACAGACUGGAAUACUUGAUACCCAAAAGGUCAUCCUUGAGGCAUCGAUUGCCUAUGGGUGACCAGGGCUUCAUUGACUUCGUUGCUUAUCUGCUUGAAAUAAACCCAAAGAAGCGACCUUCUGCAUCACAAGCUUUAAAACACCCAUGGUUACAAUAUCCUUAUGAACCGAUAUCAUCUUGA